Molecule: messenger RNA, 1259 nt
Organism: Schizophyllum commune H4-8
Lineage: Eukaryota; Fungi; Basidiomycota; Agaricomycetes; Agaricales; Schizophyllaceae
Exons: 3
Coding region: 285-1169 (294 amino acids)
Source: RefSeq, a predicted model, not a curated record
CUGAGGUCUACGCUUUGUGCGCUUGCCAUGAACGACCCCGUCACUGCUCGCCGCAACCUCACUAAGUACGAGCGACAGGACGUGACGUUCGAAUCUACACGAGAGGCCAAGUUUGCCAAGGCCCUCAUCGAGGCUAUCGAGGCCGGUGACACCGAAGCCUUUACUGGCGCCGUCUUCGAGUACGACCGUAUCAGCAAGCUCGACAACUGGAAGACGGCCAUCUUGCUGAAGAUCAAGAGGACGAUCCAGGAGGAGCCGGGAUUGCUGUAAACGCUAGGCGCGUCAUGCGCGAUGUAUCUAUUGUUGUGAACCGGAUAUCUGUAAUCACUAUACCUUCUUCGUCCCCGCGCGCAGCGUUGGCGUACAUGCUGCACAUGGAUAGGAAGCGAGACUGGACCGCGAAGGACCUGGUGUCCUACAGCAUUACUAUGGUGGAUGUUGCUGCACCCGAAUUCUUCAAGGGUCUCACCGUCUCGAUAUUCGAAGAACUCGACGUUGAUCCUCUCGUGGUCAACGGGACCUUGCAAUCCCCCGAUCUCGACAUCACCCUCUACAGAUACUUCAAAAGCAUCUCCACCCUCCCCUCCUCCCCACAUACCGUCACCACCGAGUUCUGCCGGCGCACCCUCGAGCUGCUCAACUACCCCGAUCGCGGGUCCGAUCUCUUCAUCCACUACUCCCUCCCCUUCACCUGCUGCGGCAAGCGCGCCCUUGCCGAGCCCGACCUAUGCCUCGUCGGCCCCGCCAACAUGGUCCUCCUCGUCCUCGUGCACGACAAGCCGCUCGCGAACGGCCUCUCCCAGGACCCCGAGCCCGCGCUAAUGGCCUGCGCCAUCGCCGCCUUCCAGCACAACAACCACAUGCGCACGUCGCACGGCGCGCCCCCGCUCGACAUCAUGACCAUCCCCUGCGUCGCGUUCGUCGGCACGCGGCCUGUGUUCUACCUCGUGCCCGUGACGCUCAUGCUGAGCAAGGCGGCGAUGCUGGGGCUGAGCCCGGUGCCGAAUAAGACGGAGGUGAGGAGGUGCGUGACGGUGAUGCCGGAGAGGAACGGGAGGCUGCAGUUGCAAGCGGAUAUGGACAGGUUGGAGUUCAGGAAGGCGGCGAUGUUGAGGUUGGCGCAGUUUCAUGCGGUGGCGAAGGCGCAUUGGGCGGCGUAUGCGAUAUGAAGUAUGACAGGAAGCUCGAGGCUUCUCCCCUUGUACACGACAUGAGAUGACAUGCAACGAGAGAGAACCAUGAUACACGUCCGUGACCGA